Messenger RNA from Danio aesculapii, 3573 nucleotides. RefSeq names its product N-acetylglucosaminidase, alpha (gene naglu). Lineage: Eukaryota; Metazoa; Chordata; Actinopteri; Cypriniformes; Danionidae. The transcript is spliced from 7 exons. The coding region runs from base 101 to 2368 and encodes 755 amino acids. The record is from RefSeq and is a predicted model, not a curated record.
GCUUCCUGCUCACGCGACGCAAAUCAAUAGUAGAAAAGUUUAAAGUUUAUUGUUCGCCGACAUCUGGAACGCCGAUGCCGCUGACGUCACAGAGCUCAAGAUGAUACAUUGUAUCCGCUGCGCUCUGAUCGCGCUUCUGUUUAUGACACUGCUGCAUUCGGUCUGCGGCGACUUCCAGACUCUCGCGCAUCUCCGAGCCAAAGCGAGCGAUAAAAGUCAGUCGCGAGCCGUGCUGGAUCUGCUCCGGAGGCUGCUGGGGAACCGGGCGCGGGAUUUCAUCGUGUCGGUCAACAGGACUCUGUCUGCGGACGGGCUGGACGUGUGCGAGCUGCGCUCGGCGAAGAACAACAAGGUCGUGGCGGUGGGCAGCACGGGGGUCGCGGUGGCCACCGGGAUAUACAACUAUCUGAAGUACUUCUGCAAUUGCCAUGUGUCCUGGGGUGGAGAUCAGCUCAAUCUGCCCAGACCUCUGCCUGCUCUCACCGGCGUCCUGCGCAUCAGCACACCGCACAGGUUCAGGUACUAUCAGAAUGUGUGUACCGCCAGUUAUUCCUCUGUGUGGUGGGAUUGGCCAAGAUGGCAAAGGGAGAUUGAUUGGAUGGCGCUGAAUGGCAUCAAUCUGCCUCUGGCAUUCACUGGACAGGAGGUGCUUUGGCAGGAGGUUUACCUGUCUCUUGGCCUCAACCAGACUGAGUUGGAUCGCUUCUUCUCAGGUCCAGCUUUUCUGGCAUGGAAUAGAAUGGGAAACCUGUUUCAGUGGGGAGGACCACUUCCUCAGUCUUGGCAUGUCAAACAGCUCUACCUUCAGUUUAAAAUCUUGGACCGCAUGAGAUCUUUUGGGAUGAUACCUGUAUUGCCUGCAUUCUCAGGAAUCGUACCUGAAGGUAUUACCAGGUUGUUUCCCCAAGCGAACGUGACCAAGUUGAGCCCCUGGAGCCAUUUUAACUGUACCUACUCCUGCGCCUAUGUGCUGGACCCGCGUGACCCGCUCUUCCAGCGAAUAGGAGCGCUCUUUCUGACCCAGGUCAUCGAGGAGUUUGGAACAGACCAUAUUUAUAACACAGACACGUUUAAUGAGAUGCCCCCAGCCUCCUCAGACCCCACAUACCUGGCCUCUAUUAGCCGUGCCAUCUUUAAUACCAUGACUUCAGUGGAUCCUCAAGCAAUUUGGCUGAUGCAGGGCUGGCUAUUUAUCAGUGACCCUUCGUUCUGGAAAGCGGAUCAGGUCAAGGCUUUGUUACACGGUGUCCCCCUGGGGCGCAUGAUUGUCCUGGAUCUAUUUGCUGAAUCUAUGCCUGUCUACUCUUCCACAAACUCCUUCUACGGCCAGCCGUUUAUCUGGUGCAUGCUGCACAACUUUGGAGGGAAUAGUGGUCUGUUUGGAACGGUGGACAGCAUUAACUCUGGUCCCUUUAAUGCCGUCCGCUUCCCAAAUUCAACCCUAGUGGGUUUGGGUAUGACUCCUGAAGGCAUCGAACAGAAUCCAGUCAUUUAUGAACUUAUGAGUGAGUUGGCCUGGCGCAAAGAUCCAGUCAACCUUUAUAAGUGGGUGUCGCUUUAUGCCUUGCGGCGCUACGGUAGCAUGGAUGAGAAUCUGGCGUUGGCCUGGCAGCUCUUGUUUCAUAGCGUUUACAACUGCACUCUUCCCAAAUACAAGAACCACAACCGGAGUCCGCUGGUGCAUCGGCCAUCCCUGCACAUGCAAACGGACAUUUGGUAUGAUCCGGCGGACUUCUACAGGGCGUGGAAGCUUCUGUUUGAGGCCGCUCCUGGGUUAGUGACUCUGGAAACCUUCCGGUAUGAUCUUGUGGAUGUGACGCGACAAGCGCUUCAGCUUCUUACAACGGAAUUCUACAAGGAAAUCAGAAGCGCUUUCCAGACACAAAAGCUUCCUGACCUCCUAAUGGCUGGCGGGGUGCUGGUCUACGAUCUCUUACCUGAACUGGACCGCAUCCUUUCCAGCAACGAGCACUUCCUGUUGGGCGCGUGGCUUCAGCAGGCUCAGUCUCAGGGCGUGGAUGAGCAUGAGGCACACCUGUAUGACAUAAACGCACGGAAUCAGAUCACACUUUGGGGACCCGAUGGGGAAAUCCUGGACUACGCCAGUAAAGAGUGGGCUGGUCUAGUGGAGGACUAUUACUUGCAGCGCUGGGGGCUGUUUGUUAACACACUGGUGGAGUGUCUGGACAGAGGAAGACCCUUCAAACAGGACGUCUUCAACCAGGCCGUGUUCCAGGUUGAAAAAGGCUUCGUCUUCAAUCAGAGGAAAUAUCCGACUAAGCCACUAGGGGACACGUAUGACAUUGCAAGACGGAUCUUCCUCAAGUACUACCCAUAUGCGCUGAAAAAGAUGGAGAAAACUUUAUGAGAUUGAGCCACAGAAAUGUUUAUCAAUGGCUAAUCGAUGGCAUUGAUAAACACCAGCUUGCAUUUUAUUUAUCUUAUCAACUUCCUUUCUGAACGUCUGAAUUGUUUAUAUAUAUAUAUACUACCUGACAAAAGUCUUGUUGUCGAUCCCAGAUGUAAGAGCAACAAAUAAUAACUUGACUUCUAGUUGAUCAUUUGGAAAAGUGGCAGAAGGUGGAUUUUUCAGAUGAAUCAUCUGUUGAACUGCAUCCCAAUCAUCACAAAUACUGCAGAAGACCUACUGGAACCCACAUGGACCCAACAUUCUCAUAGAAAUCAGUCAAGUUUGGUUAUGGAAAAAUCAUGGUUUGGGGUUACAUUCAGUAUGGGGGCGUGCGAGAGAUCUGCAGAGUGGAUGGCAACAUCAACAGCCUGAGGUAUCAAUACAUUUGUGCUGCCCAUUACAUUACAAACCACAGGACAAACUCUUCAGCAGGAUAGCGCUGCUUCUCAUACUUCAGCCUCCACAUCAAAGUUCCUGAAAGCAGAGAAGGUCAAGGUGCUCCAGGAUUGGCCAACCCAGGCACCAGACAUGAACAUUAUUGAGCGUGUCUGGGGUAAGAUGAAGUAGGAGGCAUUGAAGAUGAAUCCAAAGACUCUUGAUGAACUCUGGGAGUCCUGCAGGAACGCUUUCUUUGCCAUUCCAGAUGACUUUAUUAAUCAGUGAUUUGAGUCAUUGCAGAGAUGUAUGGAUGCAGUCCUCCAAGCUCAUGAUGGAGUCAGACACAAUAUUCAUUCUGUUUCCACUGCAGCAUGACUUUAUAUUCUAUACUGGACAUUAUUUCUGUUCAGUGACAAGACUUUAGUCUAAGCAAAGUCAGACCUUACUGUCCUGAUUAAAUCAUUAAUAAUCAAGGCAUGAUUAUAUUUUAUUUUGGUCAAAUAAGCGUAAUCUAGAGGCCUUUGCCUUUCAUAUAAGCCACUUCUGAUACCAAAUGAUCAACUAGAGGUUAUUAUUUGUUGUUCCUAAAACUUGGAUAGGCGACAAGACUUUUGUCAGGUAGUGUAUCAGAUAUUGCUGCAUUAUUAUGAAUGUGUUUUUGAAUACCACAGUGCCACUGAGAAUGUCAGCAAAGCAGCUACCAAUUGAGUGUUGAAUUUUUAGGCCUGAUUGAAAUGAUUUGUGUGAUUCUAGUAUGCUUGAUUAAACACAAUGUUUUUAGUACA